Molecule: messenger RNA, 696 nt
Organism: Dicrocoelium dendriticum
Lineage: Eukaryota; Metazoa; Platyhelminthes; Trematoda; Plagiorchiida; Dicrocoeliidae
Source: the annotation of a GenBank genome assembly
CAGCAGUUUUGUUUGAGCAGUUACUAUUGUUCAGCAGCGACAUGACUUCUAGGCUGUGCUUAAUGGAGAGCGGUCUGUGAAUACAUCUUAUGGACUUCACAACAGUCUGCGAUGAAUCGGCCAAUGUUGCCUUGUAUCUACUUCAUCAACCUAGUGACAUGAGUAUCUUCGGCGAUUUUAUUUGACGCCAACAUGAAAGCAUCUAAUGGCUCCACAACAAUUGAUGCGAACCUUGUUGUUCGAACGCCUCUAAUCGCACUAGUAUGUGCGGUGGGUUUCUUCGUUUUGUUUCUGUUGAUUAUUGUGCUGGAUACGGUGUGCAGAAAUAGAAGGAAGAGACAUCUUGAAGAUGGAAUCCAACCUUGCCAGCCGAAAUACAUCCCAGAACAGUCUGAUAUGGGGCAAUCACAUGAUGCGCUAUACGCAAGUAGUGAAGAAGAAGAGGCCAGUGAAUCCCACCAUUCAAGCCGAUUGCAUGAUGUGUAUGCUUAUCCUACGGAAGCCCCCGAUGACAAUGACUCCCGGCGUUCACAGGACAGCCCAAUCAACUAUGAAUACGAAGGCACGGAUGACGGUGUUAAAAACAACCGAAAUGAACUUGGGUACCAUGAAUAACGGCUCAAAAAGCGCCUGCUCCUAUGGUCUUCAUUUAAACGUUGCAUAGGAAUGAAAGUAAUAUACCCACCUACAAUUUAC